AUGGCUACGCCUUCUUUUGAUCCGAACACAACCCCUCUAUCCUUAAAUCCAAGUGGCGCUCCACCGAACUUCGUUAAUCCUGAAUCUCAGGCUCCAACAGUCCUUAGUUCGGGUCUUGUGCUCAUUAUACUCAGCACUUUAUGUGUGUGCACUCGCUGGUAUAGUAGUUUGAAGAGCACGAGCAAACUUCACCUAGAUGAUUAUUGUGCUGCCUUUGGACUGGUAGGAGCAAUUGCAUACUGGGCCAUCAUUUACUCUUUGGCCAAAGAUGGCUGGGGAAGACACAGCUGGGAUGUUCCAUUAUCCUUCCUCGAUGACUUCUACACAAAUAGGCAAUUCGCGUCCCAAAUCCUCAUCUCGCCCGUCAAAUUUGCCAUCACGUCGGCCAUCAUCAUUCUCUAUGUGCGCCUUUUCGGAACGCUCAAAUGGGUUCGCAUCACAUCCUAUUUUCUCUACGUAUUCCUAUUCUUGAUACAGGUCCAAAAUAUCGGGAUUGCUUUGUAUUGGUACAUUCCGAGGGCGAGUGAUGGCAACAAUAUUCAAGCCGCCCUAAUGAGGACCGCAGAAACUGGCGCCUCAGCGAUCGUUAACGCUGCAUGUUCCACCGUUAUCGACAUUGUUCUCUUCAUGAUCCCUUUCAUCAUCGUGCCCUCUCUAAACAUGUCCCGCAAAAAAAGACGGGCUUUUUAUGCAGUAUUUUUGUUCGGAAUCCUAAUAAUCGUCGCUGAUUGUGUUGGUAUUGCCUAUAAGACAUAUGGUGUUCUUGGAAAGAAAGGAGACCCCUUUUGGAUUGGCAUGAUUUCUAUCAUCACUGUAUACGCCGAGACAUUCGCCCUCAUAAUAAUUUCCUGCAUACCAGGCCUCUCCGCCUUCUACGUCGGCACUUUCAUGAAAACCCGCUUUUACUCCUCCCUCCAAUACGGCCUCAUGUACCGAAUGCGAAGAUCCGAAAGAUCCGAAAGAUCUAACCUCCCUUCGGUCGAAGACGAUACCAACAGGUAUAAUAAGUCUAAUAAGUCUAAUAAAUAUAAUCCAUCGGUACAACGUCAGCCGAAUUCUUUGCACUCGACUAAGUCGUUGGUUGGUAGUAGUAAGAAUAUUUAUAUUGAACUUGAGCCGACCAAUACUUCGAAUGCUUCCCCAUAUUCGACCCUGGGGAAGCAGGAGAACGGCCAGAUGGGGACUAGUACAUGA
Venustampulla echinocandica is the source of this 1194-nucleotide messenger RNA. RefSeq lists its product as uncharacterized. The record is from RefSeq and is a predicted model, not a curated record. NCBI's taxonomy places the organism in Eukaryota, Fungi, Ascomycota, Leotiomycetes, Helotiales, Pleuroascaceae. The transcript has 6 exons. The coding region runs from base 1 to 1194 and encodes 397 amino acids.